GCGGCCGUCAGUCGCGGGGCGGGCCCGGGGAGGGGGCCGGUGGUGGUGGCGGAGGGGGGGAGGUCCCGGCCAUGGCCCAGCUGGAGACGCAGUACCAGCGGCUGGAGAGCUCCUCCACGGAGUCCCCGCCCGGCGGCGGAGACCUCCUGGUGCACGUCCCUGAGGGAGCCAAGUCUCCGUGGCACCACAUAGAGAACCUGGACCUCUUCUUCUCUCGGGUCUAUAACCUGCAUCAGAAGAAUGGCUUCACCUGCAUGCUCAUCGGGGAGAUCUUUGAGCUCAUGCAGUUCAUCUUCGUGGUGGCGUUCACCACCUUUCUUAUCAGCUGUGUUGAUUAUGACAUCCUCUUUGCCAACAAGGCAGUAAAUCACAGCCAGCAUCCAAGUGAGCCCAUUAAGGUGACUCUGCCAGAUGCCUUCCUGCCUCCAAAUGUCUGCAGUGCAAGAAUCCAGGCAAACAGCUUCCUCAUCUGCAUCCUGGUGAUAGCUGGAGUUUUCUGGCUCCACCGGCUUGUCAAAUUUAUUUACAAUAUUUGCUGCUACUGGGAGAUUCACUCUUUCUACAUCAACGCCCUCAGAAUCCCCAUGUCCAACCUGCCCUACUACACCUGGCAGGAGGUGCAGGCCCGCAUCGUGCAGAUCCAGAAGGAGCACCAGAUCUGCAUCCACAAGAAGGAGCUGACAGAGCUGGACAUCUACCACCGCAUCCUCCGCUUCAAGAACUACAUGGUGGCCAUGGUGAACAAGUCGCUGCUGCCCAUCCGCUUCCGCCUGCCCCUGCUGGGAGACACCGUCUUCUACACGCGGGGGCUCAAGUACAACUUCGAGCUCAUCUUCUUCUGGGGGCCUGGCUCUCUCUUCGAGAACGAGUGGAGCCUGAAGGCCGAGUACAAGCGGGCUGGGAACCGCCUGGAGCUGGCCGAGAAGCUCAGCACUCGCAUCCUCUGGAUUGGCAUCGCCAACUUCCUCCUCUGCCCUCUCAUCCUCAUCUGGCAGAUCCUCUACGCCUUCUUCAGCUACACGGAGAUCCUGAAGCGGGAGCCGGGCAGCCUGGGUGCCCGCUGCUGGUCUCUCUACGGCCGCUGUUACCUCCGUCACUUCAACGAGCUGGACCACGAACUGCACUCGCGCCUCAGCAAAGGCUACAAGCCAGCUUCCAAGUACAUGAACUGCUUCAUCUCCCCGCUCCUCACCAUCGUGGCCAAGAACGUGGCCUUCUUUGCUGGCUCCAUCCUGGCGGUGCUCAUCGCUCUCACCAUCUACGACGAAGACGUGCUGGCUGUCGAGCACGUCCUGACCACGGUCACCCUGCUCGGGGUGGGCAUCACGGUGUGCAGGUCCUUCAUCCCCGACCAGCACCUGGUGUUUUGCCCAGAGCAGCUGCUGCGAGUCAUCCUGGCGCACAUCCACUACAUGCCUGACCACUGGCAGGGCAAUGCCCACCGCUAUGAGACCAGGGACGAGUUUGCCCAGCUCUUCCAGUACAAAGCGGUCUUCAUCCUGGAGGAGCUCCUGAGCCCCAUCAUUACCCCCCUGAUCCUCAUCGUCUGCCUGCGGCCCAAGUCCUUGGACAUCGUCGACUUUUUCCGCAACUUCACCGUGGAGGUGGUGGGUGUGGGCGACACCUGCUCCUUCGCCCAGAUGGACGUGCGCCAGCAUGGCCACCCGGCGUGGAUGUCAGCAGGAAAGACGGAGGCCUCCAUUUACCAGCAGGCGGAGGAUGGCAAGACGGAGCUGUCCCUCAUGCACUUCGCCAUCACCAACCCCAAGUGGCAGCCACCCCGCGAGAGCACGGCCUUCAUCGGCUUCCUCAAGGAGCGGGUGCACCGCGACAGCAGCGUGGCACUGGCCCAGCAGGCUGUGCUCCCCGAAAACGCCCUCUUCAGCUCCAUCCAGUCCCUGCAGUCAGAGUCGGAGCCUCACAGCCUGAUUGCCAAUGUGAUAGCGGGCUCCUCGGCGCUGGGCUUCCACAUGGGCCGUGAUGGACAGGCUUCUCGCCACCUCUCCGAAGUGGCCUCGGCCCUGCGCUCCUUCUCCCCGCUCCAGUCUGCCCAGCAGCCCCCCGGUGGCUUCCAGACGGCAGGAAGGGACGGAGAGGGCGCCCAGGCUCGGGGCGCCAGUGCCAUGACGGCCUCUGGUGCUGAUGCGAGGACCGUGAGCUCGGGGAGCAGUUGCCUGGGAGGGUCAGCUGCAGAGAGCAUGAUUCUCUCAGAUUAUGCCUCCCACUGAGAUGAGUCUCCACGCGCUCGCUCUACAUGCACGAGCUGCCAAGCGCGCACGCCCAGCUGGAGCCGAGCGGCACACUUGGCACCGGCGGAGUUGAGAGCGACGACGAGCGGGGGAGAGCACCCACGAGGAGCUGGAUGCUCAGCGGGGUGCCCCUGUCCCCAUCCCUCGCUCUGCCAGCCUAGACCCCUUCUCCUCGCCGCGGCAGCCUGCCGAGGAGACGUCCACGCUGCAGACUGGGGCUUUGUCCAGCGGCGCUACGGUGGCAUCACAGACCCAGGCACAGUGCAAACAGAGCCCCGUCACACUCUCUCCCGCCUCCCGCCUAGGAGGCCUGGGGCUGAGAUGACGGGCAGGCAGCGAGGCACCCAGAGCCCGUGCCAGAGGAGAGCUCGGAGGAUGAGCUUCCACCGCCAGAUCCACAAG
Messenger RNA from Cygnus atratus (black swan), 2651 nucleotides. RefSeq names its product autophagy related 9A (gene ATG9A). Bases 72 to 2228 code for a protein of 718 amino acids. NCBI's taxonomy places the organism in Eukaryota, Metazoa, Chordata, Aves, Anseriformes, Anatidae. Gene Ontology annotation, cellular component: autophagosome; phagophore assembly site. The record is from RefSeq and is a predicted model, not a curated record. The transcript is spliced from 13 exons. Gene Ontology annotation, biological process: protein localization to phagophore assembly site; autophagy of mitochondrion.